Molecule: messenger RNA, 1303 nt
Organism: Jatropha curcas
Lineage: Eukaryota; Viridiplantae; Streptophyta; Magnoliopsida; Malpighiales; Euphorbiaceae
Product: PPR containing protein (DUF179)
Source: RefSeq, a predicted model, not a curated record
AGCACUAGCUUGUGGUGCUCGUUAAUCCUCACAUUUGCCAUAUAUUUUGUGCCUUUGGUAUCCAUUUCUACACAUCCAUUUGGUACAUUUUGAAAGCUAAAGAAGAUAAUGGAAACUUGCUUUCUCUCCUCAAAUUCCUUCACUAAGACAACAGAAAUUUUUCCCUCCACCAAAGCUAGACUACUCUCCUAUCCCAAGAGAGCUUCUACUCAGUUUCAGUUCAGAAGAGUUGGUCUCUCUUCCUCCGUAACUUGUUGCCAUUUGUCUUCAUCAUCUUCCUCACCAGCUGGUGAUGACAGCCAGCCAUAUCUUGAAUCUGAUUGGAGGUCAUUUAGAGCAAGACUAGUUGCCAAUGAGCAAGCAUUUAGACCCAAUGAGGCCUCUUCAAUGGUGGAUCAAGAUACUGUAGUAGAAUUGGAUCAUCCAAUGCAAGUCACAGCUGGGGAUAAAUGGGCCCAUCCAAUCCAUGAGCCUGAAAAGGGUUGUCUACUAAUUGCCACAGAAAAGCUCGAUGGGGUCCACAUUUUCGAACGAACGGUGAUCCUCCUAUUAUCGGUUGGGCCUGUGGGUCCAUAUGGGAUCAUACUCAAUCGACCGUCGCUUAUGUCGAUCAAAGAGAUGAGAUCAACGGUUCUAGAUGCGGCCGGGAUGUUUUCAGCUAAGCCCUUAUAUUUCGGUGGGCCAUUGGAGGAAGGGUUAUUUUUAGUGAGCCCAAAAAGGGGUUAUGAUAGUGAUAAGGUAGCCAAAAGUGGGGUUUUUGAAGAAGUAAUGAAGGGAAUGUAUUAUGGUACCAAAGAGAGUGCAGGUUGUGCAGCUGAAAUGGUGAAGAGAAAUGUAGUUGGUAUUGGGGAUUUUAGGUUCUUCGAUGGGUAUUGUGGAUGGGAGAAAGAGCAAUUAAGAGAAGAAAUAAGUGCUGGCUACUGGACAGUAGCAGCUUGUAGCCCAAGUGUAAUUGGGCUGCAUAGUGUAGGCACUUGCGGGCUGUGGGAGGAGAUAAUUGGGCUCAUGGGCCCAAAAAAGGUAUCGUGAAAUUUAGACUUUCAUUAUUAAAUUGAUAGGCAAUUAAGUUGCUAUGUUUAGGUUAGAGCAUAAAUAGGGCAAGAAGGACAAGUUUGUAAAUUGCGUUAUUGCUUUAUCUAGAUAUCACUCUCGAUCUACGCGUAAAAACACAUAUGUAAAAGAAAAAAAAAAAAAAUCAAAAGACUAUGGAAUUUGUAGAUCGAUUUAUAAAUGCCAAUGUGAUUCUAAUUUCUUUAAUUAUAAUUGGAAAAAAAAAAAGAAUCUAGUUGUCAAUUUUAUAAAA